AGAGGGCAGCUGCUUGACCUUCUCUUCUGAACGAUCCCGCCAAAGACACUCGAGAGAGAGAGAGAGAGAGACUGUGUGUGAAAAUCAGUGAGCUGAAGAGAUCCAGCGAAGAUGAGUACAAUGAAGUUUUGUCGCGAAUGUAAUAACAUCUUAUACCCAAAGGAAGACAAGGAGCAAUCGAUACUCCUCUACGCUUGUCGUAACUGUGAUCACCAGGAAGCGGCGGAUAACAACUGUGUGUACAGAAACGAGGUUCAUCAUUCAGUAAGCGAACAAACGCAGAUCCUAUCCGACGUCGCUUCUGACCCCACUCUUCCCCGCACCAAGGCUGUCCGCUGCGCCAAGUGUCAACACGGCGAAGCUGUCUUCUUCCAGGCUACUGCUAGAGGCGAAGAAGGAAUGACUCUGUUCUUCGUUUGCUGCAACCCCAAUUGUGGCCAUCGUUGGAGAGAAUAGGAAACUUUGUAGUAGGUUACAUUGUCCCUGUGUAAUGUGUUAUUGACUUCCCCUUUAAGUCUUUCAUACGUUCAAUUUGGAGUUUUCUGUGUGCUAAUAUGAAAACUGUGGGGGGGGGGAUGUUAUCGAGUUCUUGAAUUUUCAGGGUCUUUUAUGAUCAUUUUAGUUUUUACCUAGUCUAAUUAUGAAUUUGCUGAUUUCUGAGGGGCCGUUCAGAAAACUCGUUCUUGUCUAUGAAUACGUGGAAACUGAAAAUUGUCAUCUUUAGCC
Molecule: messenger RNA, 726 nt
Organism: Brassica oleracea var. oleracea
Lineage: Eukaryota; Viridiplantae; Streptophyta; Magnoliopsida; Brassicales; Brassicaceae
Product: DNA-directed RNA polymerases II, IV and V subunit 9B
Exons: 5
Coding region: 112-456 (114 amino acids)
Biological process (GO): transcription-coupled nucleotide-excision repair; transcription initiation at RNA polymerase II promoter; DNA-templated transcription
Cellular component (GO): RNA polymerase II, core complex
Molecular function (GO): DNA-directed RNA polymerase activity; zinc ion binding; nucleic acid binding
Source: RefSeq, a predicted model, not a curated record